Messenger RNA from Cuscuta epithymum, 1871 nucleotides. The record is from the annotation of a GenBank genome assembly. NCBI's taxonomy places the organism in Eukaryota, Viridiplantae, Streptophyta, Magnoliopsida, Solanales, Convolvulaceae.
GUCCCGGACUGACCCGUGAUCCAAUUCCCUCGGCCUAGUAGUGUCCAUUCCCGACACAGCCGUCCAACGCCACCAACCCCAUCUCAAUGGAUGAAGAAAAGGCGGCGGCCUACUAUGACGAGCUCUCUCGAAAAGGAGGAGGCGCUGCUCGAUUCAAGCAAGGUCUGGGCUUUUCUGCCGCAUCCAGCUCAAACGACGCCGUCCCUUCCGUAGGCUCUGCCAUCCCUUCCGCCGCUUCCUUCCACAGUAAGUUCGUCAGAGAGUCGAUUCCUUCGAAGAAUGAAGAGGCAGAGAAAAAGCACCAGCUUCACACAAUCCAGAACAAGCUGAAGAAGAAACCUAAAGAAGAAGACAAAUCCAUUUCUGCUUCGAGGGUUUCCAGGGACCGGCAUAGUGACAGUAAACAUUCGCGCCCUAGCCGUGAAAUUCACUCGCGCGGAAGAAGCCGGAGUAGAAGCCGAGAGAGGUAUUCUAAGCGCCGGAGCCGGAGUAAAGAUAGGGAGAAAGAUUCAAGUCUUAGAAGCAGGAACGACAGCUCUAACCGCAGACAUAGGUCUAGAAGUCGAAGUAGAGAGAGAGCUAAAGAGAGGAGGAGGAGGUCUAGUAGUGGUUCAGAUGAAGAGAGGGACAAGAGGAGGAAGAAUAGGAAUGUGUCACCGCCAGAUGCAAGAUCAGAGAAGAAGUCUAAGGCUGGAAAGGGUAGAAAAGAAUGUGUUGAUUAUGCCACGGUGAUUGACGGGUAUGACAAAAUGACUCCAGCUGAAAGAGUUAAAGCCAAAAUGAAAUUACAGCUAUCUGAAACUGCCGAGAGAGAUGAAGCAAAUGGAAUGGGUUCUGGAUGGGAACGUUUCGACUUUAACAAGGAUGCUCCUCUGGAUGAUGAGGAGAUUGAAGUUGCAGAAGAUGAUGCAGUGUUAGUCAAACACAUUGGUCAAACUUUUCGGUUUUCUACAAUGGAGGCUAGAAGGGAAGACCGAAUCAAGGCUGCUCAUGAUGAGGCUAUUUUUGGUUGCUCACGUCAUGACGAGAAUGUUGAUGGAACUGCUUCACAUCCACCUUUCAAUGAUGCUGAUGAUGAAAUAGAAAAAGAGAAUGUCAAAACCCCUGAAAGCGACCCUUUGACGAAUCUCAUCAGUGACCAGGUGAUGGCAAUGCAAGGGGUUUCAUGGCGUGAUCGUGCCCGACGAUCUUAAUUGAAAUGUAUUUUGCUGGAAAAAGGUGGCAGUCUCUUAUCUUCACAUCAUUCUUGACUUGCGAUGACAGUUGAAAUCAUGUUUAGCAUGUUGCCCUGGGAUUAUGACCCUUGCCUCUAUAUACGAGCUUAAUAGUUGUUUCCUGUCCCAAUUUGAAGGUCCUGUUGCGGUUUACGAGGCUUGAUCGACGAUAAAGCAAACGAAUCCUUGUCCGCACACAAAUUUCUUGUAGCAAAUAAAAUUUACAUAUUCAGAAACUACAUUAAAAGUUUUACAAAGUCGUAAAUGCCUAAAUCAAAUUUGAUAAAAAUUUGAUAUAAAAAGUAAGUGAUUAAGAGUGACUUGUGUUGACCAAGUGAAUAUGAACUAGGACCAUCAAAUUGGGACGGAGGUAGUAAUACACAACAAAGACCAACAUUUGAAGGGCUUUGACAGGACUAGUGUACAACAAAACAUAACAUUUGAAGAACACAUCAAUUGUUUUAUAAUUUAAGACGAUGUUAGAAUCUGGGUAGUUCCUUUUGUAAGUUUUGUUAUUCUACAAGGGAUUUGUCUACACAUUGUCCACUUCUUACGUGUAAAUUGAUGUAAAUGAAAAACAAAGCACAAUUAUAUCAAAAUUGAUGACAUUCAAUUUUCAAAUGCCAAUAAAAUGAAAAAAAAAAACUUUUAGAUUAG